Molecule: messenger RNA, 1062 nt
Organism: Papaver somniferum (opium poppy)
Lineage: Eukaryota; Viridiplantae; Streptophyta; Magnoliopsida; Ranunculales; Papaveraceae
Exons: 2
Coding region: 1-1062 (353 amino acids)
Source: RefSeq, a predicted model, not a curated record
AUGACUUAUGCCAGAUUGAGUAAAUAUGAAGAAUCUGUUAUCAAGGAGAAAUCAAAAGUAAAAUGGAUGGAGGCUGGGAAUUCUAAUACAAAUUUUUUCUAUAAUUCUCUCAAAGAAAGAAGAUCUAGGAAUAAUAUUCUGGUGCUGAAUUCUAGAGAGAAUGUUAGAUUGGAAGAGGAUAGGGAGAUUGGAGCUGAGUGUGUGGAAUUCUACAAGACUUUAUUUGGGAUUCCUUCUAACAAUAAGGGUGCUUCAGCUGUUAUUGAUGGGUUGCAGUUUGAUAAACUUGUUUCUUUAGAGGAUUCUGAAAAGCUAUUAUUACCUGUUACAAGAGAUGAAGUUAUUGAAGAUCUGGCAUCUAUUCAUUCCUCUAAAGCUCAUGGACCUGAUGGGUUCAAAUUUGCUUUUUCAAAAGCACUUAGGCCGUCACUGGGGAUGAUUUUGUUUAGUGAGCUCAAAUCAGUCAGCUUUUAUCUCUGGAGGUCUAUUCAAGACAAUAUUCUUCUUGCCCAUGAGAUUGUUAGAAAUUAUCACAAGUCCAUUAGCAGUCCUAGAUGUGCUCUCAAAAUUGAUCUUCACAAGGCUUUUGACUCUGUUAGCUGGGGAGCAAUUGUUGCAGUCAUGAAGAAGUUUGGUUUACCCAAGAAAUUAAUUGAUUGGAUUUAUAUAUGUAUUUCCACAGCUAAGUUCUCUGUUAUGAUCAAUGGAUCACCAUAUGGUUAUUUUGGAGCUGAAAGGGGUCUGAGACAGGGGUGUCCACUAUCCCCUUAUCUAUUUGUUAUGGUCAUGGAGGUUUUUAGUGGGCUUCUACAACAACAAGUCUCUUCUGGAAAUUAUGGUCUUCAUCCAAAGUGCAGAGCCACAAAUUUGACCUAUCUCUGCUUUGCAGAUGAUGUCUUGGUCUUUUUCAAGGGAAAUGUGCAGUCUGCUCAAGUGCUUGCUCGGGUGAUGACAGAUUUUAGUAACUUCUCUGGGUUAAGUGUCAAUUGUGACAAAACUUCUUUAUUUUCUUCAGCUGUAAAUCCAAAUGAUCUUGAGGUUAUUUUGACUUGUUUGAAGUGA